Neltuma alba is the source of this 2130-nucleotide messenger RNA. Its product is annotated as dof zinc finger protein DOF2.5-like. Gene Ontology annotation, biological process: regulation of DNA-templated transcription. Gene Ontology annotation, molecular function: DNA binding; DNA-binding transcription factor activity. The transcript is spliced from 2 exons. The record is from RefSeq and is a predicted model, not a curated record. NCBI's taxonomy places the organism in Eukaryota, Viridiplantae, Streptophyta, Magnoliopsida, Fabales, Fabaceae. Bases 800 to 1597 code for a protein of 265 amino acids.
AUGGAUCUAUCGUUCGGUGGCCAUAUGGGUGGAUUUCCCUUAUCUGUCUUUACUUUGAUGCAUCAAUUCUGGACUAUUUUAUUCUGUGGUUUAGGUUUUGUUAAUUCAAAAAGCUGACACUAUAUUCCACUGGUUCUAAGCCUUAUUUGUAUCUUUCAUUUGUUUGAGUGAAGCUUUAUUUGUAUCUUUGGUUUCAUUUAAUUUUCUUCUUCCUGAACACACGGGCACAAACCCUGUACUCUUGCUCUUUGCAGUCGUUUCAAGAAGAAAGAAUUGAUCGACCUAUUAACUCCCCGACUAUAGAUGCAUCUUUUUCUACCAAAGAAAGUUUUGAGUCUUUUGAUCACAAUAGGUCUUGAACAAAUUAAAGCACUGCUACUUCUGCCUACCUUUUCUUUUAUCUUUCAGCUCAUCAGCCCGUGAUUAUUUUUGAUACAAUGACCAGGGAAAAAAAGGCGCCUUUGGUUUAUUACUAUUGAUUCCGUUCGUUUUAAUCCUUUAUAAUAUUAAUUUCUCCGUUUUCCGCAAGCUAACAAAGUACUAUGUCUGAUUGAAUCUUCAUUACUUUUCUCCUACAGCUGUAAUUAAGUAACAUACUCAUCAUGAAAAAUAACUCUCUCAGAACAUUUUUGUGUUCUGCCAAUGAUUCAUAAAAUUUGUAUAUAAUUGCAUUAACAGUAUUGGAGUCGCCAGUACGAACGAGCAGACAAAAAUGGCUAAAGAACUGGACAAAAACUCUCGUCUUACUCAUAGGAGGAUAUAUAUAUAUUGUCUGUUGGAGCUGUGAGACAGAGAGGCCAUGGAAGGAAUACCUAAUCAAAACUCAGUGACAAAGCCAGUAAUGAUAGAGAAGAAGGCAAGGCCACAAGAACAAUUGAACUGUCCGAGGUGCAAUUCCACCAACACCAAGUUCUGCUAUUACAACAACUAUAGCCUCACACAGCCCAGAUACUUCUGCAAGACUUGUAGAAGGUACUGGACAGAAGGUGGGUCCCUCAGAAACAUCCCAGUUGGAGGAGGUUCUAGAAAGAACAAGAACAAGAUCAUCACUUCCUCUUCCUCUUCUUCAUCAACCUCAUCAUCGUCAAAGGUUCCUGAUCUAAAUCCACCAUUACCGAGUCUCUCAGGGUUGAAAGAUCCAAGUUUGAACCUCUCUCGAAGCCAGAUGAUGAACCAAGGCUUCCCAACGAAUUGUACCAUUUCCAACCAGCAAAGUCCUAAGAUCCAUGGAGGCCAGGAUCUUAAUCUGGCUUUUCCUGCUUCUUCUCUUUCAGCUCCUAGGGUUUUGAAUAGUAAUAAUAUUCCUUAUGUUCCUUCAUUCAUGAUGCCCAAUAGCUCGUAUGGUAACCUUAAUUACCCAUCUGGGUUAAUUCCCAUGCAAGAAGAAACUAAGCCGAGCCAGCUGGGAUUUUCUGUGGAUGGGCUUGGAAAUAGAUCAUACGGAGUACAAGAGAAUGACCAUAACGGCGGGAGGCUUUUGCUUCCUUUCGGAGGAGUCAAGCAGAUUCCGGGUGGCGAUGAAGUGGAGCAAAGCAGUAAAGACCAAGGGAAUUCAACUGGGUUUUGGACUGGAAUGAUUGGUGAAGGAUCAUGGUAAGAAAAGGAGGAAACCUAUACAGUUUCUUUUUCUCUGUCUUCCAUGGAUUGUCGUGAAAAGAAAAUUAAGCAAAAAUAUCUUGGACGAUGUUUGUUUUCGGAUUCUUCAAUAAAGAUAUAGGACAGGGAGGGAUUUUUUUUUUUUUAAAUGAAAACCUCAAUCGCAUUUCGUGUUGUUGAGUUGUUAAGCAUACUUAAUUAUCAUGUUUUUAUUGAAGAAACUGAUGACAAACAUCUGAAAAAGUUGUAAUUAAGUGUUGUUCGAUUGUCAUCUGCCGUACGAAAAUCAGAACUGACAAAAGCAUUCUUCUUAUCAGUUGCUGUGGUUUGUAUACCCUCUUAAUUUGCUAGCUUAUUUGAGAUAGGAUGAUGAGGAUUUUAAGUUUUUAAUUAGCUCGACUUGGUUGUUGUUGUUAAGUAGGAGAAAGAAGUGAAUAGAAGCCUGCUUUAUUUGUGUGAGGCAUAUAUACGCUUCAUAUAUUUGUAGAUCAGCUUAUUAUUGAUAUAUAAUGCUUUCCCAAGUUCUGAGUUAAA